AUGCUCACCAUCCGUUGUUUAGGCCGCUCCUGGUCGAUUCAGGAACUCCGUGAGAAGUCCUGGGAGGAUCUCCAUGCUCUUUGGUGGGUCUGUGUCAAGGAGCGUAAUCGCAUAGCCACUUCCCAACUGGAAAGACAGCGACUGAAGGCUGGUUACGGAGAAUGGGAGCUUGAUAACCGGGACCGGACGAUCCGCGUUACACAAAAGAGCAUCAAGCACGUUCUCCGGGAAAGAUGGUAUGCCUGGGAAGACGCCCAGAAAUUGUACAACAGUGGUUACCGGCCACAGGAAGAGGGUGCUGAAGAGGCAUCGAGCACGGCAUAA
Aspergillus oryzae RIB40 is the source of this 324-nucleotide messenger RNA. RefSeq names its product mitochondrial 54S ribosomal protein uL29m (gene mrpl4). Gene Ontology annotation, biological process: mitochondrial translation. Gene Ontology annotation, cellular component: mitochondrial ribosome; mitochondrial large ribosomal subunit. The coding region runs from base 1 to 324 and encodes 107 amino acids. Gene Ontology annotation, molecular function: structural constituent of ribosome. NCBI's taxonomy places the organism in Eukaryota, Fungi, Ascomycota, Eurotiomycetes, Eurotiales, Aspergillaceae. The transcript is spliced from 2 exons. The record is from RefSeq and is a predicted model, not a curated record.